AUGCAUUCGCAGGCUUCCGUCGAGAUGAACGGAUUCUGUGAUGCUAGCACAGCAAAUUACGGAGCGUGCUCAUAUUUGCGGUCGGAGGCCAAAGGCAACGCUGAAGCACAUCUACUCUGCGCCAAGUCAAGAGUAGCUCCCUUAAAAGCUUUAACAAUACCAAUAUUGGAACUUUCAACAGCGUGUUUGUUGGCUGAGCUUAUCGUAAACGUUAAGGAAACCAUAGAUUUUGAUUGCACCUUUCACUGCUGGUCGGACUCGUCUAUUGUGUUGGCUUGGAUUCGGCAACCUCCGAGGGAGUUCAACGUAUUUGUGUCUAAUAGAAUCGCGAAAAUCCAGGAAAUGACGAAAAUUGUGGCUUGGCAUCAUGUUCCAACAGACUUGAAUCCGGCGGAUGUGGUAUCGCGCGGAUAUGCAGUAAAGAACCUUCCGGAACGGCGUUCCACGGCGCUAAUUGGAACCGUUGGCACUGACAUAUCUAUCAACUGCAAGUUUCUCAACUCAUUCGACAAGUUGCAGCGUGUUUUCGCAUACAUUUAUCGAUUCAUUGCCGUUGACGAGAUCAGCUUCGGAACCGUUCUGCUUCUAAGGAGCGUUCAACAGGUUCACAUAGCGGUGGAGUAUGAGGUUCUUAGCCAAGGCCAGCCUUGUCCUCCAAAGAGCAAGUUGAUUUCUCUGAGGCCAAGGCUUCAAAAUGCGAGCUUGGACUACGAGACUAAGCAUCCGAUAUUGUUACCCAAGGAUCAUCCGGUCACCAGGGCGAUUAUCGUCUAUUAUCAUGAGAAAUACUUCCACGCAGGACCACAGGCGCCACGAAAGUUCGUGGCUAGCGUCAUCAACAAAUGCGUCAGAUGCUUUCGGAUGAAGCCUGUGGCUUGGGAACACGUGAUGGGUAGCCUGCCAGCAGGUCGAGUUCAGCCUAACCCGUUCUAUCACAAGUCAGAGGCCCGGAACAAAGCACCCCACAAGUGCUACAUCGUCGUCUUUGUCUGCUUUUCGAUGAAGGCUGCGCACUUGGAAGUCGUCCAGGAUCUCACAACGGAUUCUUUCACGGCAGCUCUGAGAAGAUUCAUUAGCCUCAGAGGCAGUCCACGUAUUUGGAGUGAUAAUGGUCUAUGA
Drosophila gunungcola (fruit fly) is the source of this 1119-nucleotide messenger RNA. RefSeq lists its product as uncharacterized. NCBI's taxonomy places the organism in Eukaryota, Metazoa, Arthropoda, Insecta, Diptera, Drosophilidae. Gene Ontology annotation, molecular function: nucleic acid binding. The transcript has 2 exons. The record is from RefSeq and is a predicted model, not a curated record. The coding region runs from base 1 to 1119 and encodes 372 amino acids.